AACAGAUCCAACCUAUCCCUACAUUUUCCAUGGCCAACCCACUGAUCUUGCACAUCAUUGUGGACUGUAGGAGGAACCUGGAGCACAGGGAGGAAACCCACACAGGCACUGGGUGAAUAUGGAUAGCCACCCCAGAUUGGAAUCAAACCCAGGUCCCUGACCACUGUGCCACCCCAGAGGUGUGUUAAGAACAUCCCUGAUUCAGGAAAAGCAUCCAGAUCUGAAUCUGCACGGCAGAUUCACAGUCUGCUUUAUGAUUUCAAAAAAUAUAUUCGGAAAAUCUCUUGGCGUGUGUACAUUGUCACAAAAGCAGUUCGGUUCUGCGUCGAGGAAACAAAGGUGGGAAGUUUUACUGUCCAAACAAACCAAAGGGCAUCUCUUACACAGACAAGACGACACCACAGCCCCAGGCACAUGGGUGAGUUUGCUGGAGAAGGAACUGGCUUGUAUUUCCUUAGAGAAAGAAUCGUUUUGGACCGGGGCAUCGACUACCCCUCACCGCCCAGCAACAGCCGGAGCCCGAGAACCCCACUUUGCUGAUCGAGAGAGGGCAGUAGAUGUGAAGUGGUUCAGUAUUGAGCUACAGACUGUAGAGUGAGGAGCAAAUUCACCUUCCCCACCACCCCGCCCCCCCAACCCCGGCUCUCCCCGGAAUGUGAUUGGAGUCUGUUUGAAAUUGUCUCUACGAUGCUGUGAGAGCCGAUUACCUGUGACUGAUCUCGAUUCCCCCCACCCACCCCCUUCCUCGUAUCGGAACAAAAGUCAUGUCUCGCCCAGCCGGGGCAGGUGUAUCGGUUACUAAUCGGAGACGUAUCGAAUCGAUUAGUCGCGGAGGAGGAGCAGGGGCGGCAAUGCUGGAGGUGGCCACCGAUUCCGGGCUCUGGGCGAGGGGGAGAGCGGACCCCGGCUCCGGUAUCGGUGCAGGUAUCGGCGCCGAUGUGAACUUCACGAGCGACGAGAACCCCCCGUUCCUCACCGACUCCUGGUUGGUGCCUCUGUUCUUCGCGUUGAUCAUGUUGCUGGGACUAGUCGGAAACUCGCUGGUGAUUUAUGUGGUCAGCAAACACCGGCAGAUGAGGACAGCCACCAACUUCUACAUCGCAAAUCUAGCAACGACAGACAUCAUCUUCUUGGUUUGCUGUGUUCCAUUUACAGCCACACUUUAUCCGCUGCCCAGCUGGAUAUUUGGAGACUUCAUGUGCAAAUUUGUCAACUACUUACAGCAGGUGACUGUCCAGGCGACAUGUAUCACGCUCACUGCGAUGAGUGUGGACCGCUGUUACGUGACUGUUUAUCCACUCCGGUCACUGCGUCACCGUACCCCGAGACUAGCAAUGGCAGUCAGUGUGGUCAUCUGGAUCGGCUCCUUCCUUCUGUCUGUCCCCAUGGCAAUGUACCACAGAUUGGAGCAGGGCUACUGGUAUGGGCUGCAGACUUAUUGCAUUGAAGCAUUUCCGACGGUAUUGCAGCAGAGAGCCUUCAUUGUGUACACGUUUGUCGCAGUCUACAUGCUUCCCUUGCUCACCAUCUGUGUGUGCUACACUGUCAUGUUGAAGCGAGUGGGCCAGCCCAUGGUUGAACCCAUCAACAGCAACUAUCAGCAGGUCCCCCACUUGUCAGAGAGGUCGAUUGCUAUGAGAACCAAGGGUUUCUACAUCAACUUCCAGGCCAACUAUGAGACCUACAAGAUCAAAACCUGGGCCAACUGCAUGUCGUAUGCUAACUCUUCAAUCAACCCCAUUGUCUAUGCAUUCAUGGGUGAGAGCUUCAGAAAGUCCUUCAAGAAAGCUUUCCCCUUUAUGUUUAGGAAAAGAGUGAGAGACAGCAGCAUAGCCAACGGCUCCAGAAAUGCAGAAAUGAAGUUUGUCACAGAGGAGUCUUAAGUUCUUCGAAGAUGACGACUUAUUUGAAAACCAUAGAAUUAUCAUUUACCAAAUGGCAAACAGAAAUUCCUUGUUAUUAACUUGUAAUGCCUGUUCUUGGAAAUAAUGAGCCUGAUAAUGACAUUUGCCUAAAUUUUAGAUCAAGAUCUUGUGAGUAAUUUCCAUUUGGAGGCGAAUUUACUAUUCAGCCCGACAACUUAAUUCAGCCUCGAUGGGCUGAAUGGCCUCUUCACUGUGUGACUCUAAGCCCAUUCUCUCCGCGACUCAUCUAUCGUACUGUCCACUCAGCCCAACUGAUCUGUUUUGGAGUUUAGCUAAUCCAGUGAUCUAUUGCAGCUGUAUUGGAGCUCCCUAACUCUCUUGUCAUCUAUCCGACCCAACUCACAGUCAAUGACAGACAUCAGUCAUCUAACUUGCAGUGUUCAAAUGAAGUGUGACUGCAUGGCUUCUUGUUGUCAAGUAAUUGUGUCAACUCCAGGACGAUUACCCUCUAGAUAUUCAAAAUGCUUUGUCAGCCAAGACUGGAGCUAAACAGGAAGCACACUCCAAACUGUGACAUUCUAGGUUAGCUACGGGAUUAAUGGAGGGGAGGAAGAUGGUAAAAGUUAAUAACAGGUUGCAAUUUAUGUGUCGGGGGCAAGUGGGUCAAGCAUCUUUGACUUGUGCCUGAAGAGACAACUGCAGGUGGAGGUGCCCCAUCAGAAAAGAGGUUGCAACGUAUUGUGUAAGAGGGCGUUUGCAUUCGCAUUUACCAGCAAUUGUCUUUUACACCCUCUGCACUUUUAAAGGCAGUUAGUUACUCUUAACAGUGUACCUUCUUGUUGUAACUUAGAAAUAUUCCAGCCAUUUUAUGCUCAAUAAAGGGUUACCAUCAACAAUGGAAA
Molecule: messenger RNA, 2767 nt
Organism: Stegostoma tigrinum
Lineage: Eukaryota; Metazoa; Chordata; Chondrichthyes; Orectolobiformes; Stegostomatidae
Product: G-protein coupled receptor 54-like
Exons: 6
Coding region: 765-1883 (372 amino acids)
Biological process (GO): neuropeptide signaling pathway
Cellular component (GO): membrane
Molecular function (GO): G protein-coupled peptide receptor activity
Source: RefSeq, a predicted model, not a curated record